CCGAGCGCUCCUGUGCGUGGCUGCGUCUCCAGGACAUUUAACCGGAUUACGGAUACGAUCAGAAUCAGAUUGAAGGACAACAGAUCAAUAUUUGUAUUUUUCCUCCGCAGGAUCCUUGUCGUCGAGCCGCAGGCUGCAGGACGCACCGGCGGGCUUCCACCUCAAGUUGCUCCCGGCGCCUCAGCAGCCCCGUGUGGGAAGUUACUUGCUCCACCGCAGCCUCCUCCUCCGGUUAAAAAGUUCUGCUUGCGACGCCGCUUGUAACGCAGACCUGCACAAUGACACCGGGGACCUGCGCUUUGUACGUGUGCGCGAAAUGAUCCCGAGCGGCGGCGACCUUUCCAUUAUGGUGAGGAGAUGUCUCCUCACUUUCAAACUGUUCAGGAUCUUCGUGGUGGGGAUUGGCUUCUUCAGCCUGUGCUUCCUAAUGACCUCUCUCGGGGGCCAGUUCUCGGCCAAGCGACCCGGAGAUUCCCCGUUCACAGUACGAGCCGAAGUGCUCGGGGGCCAAGAGUCUCGGGGGGUGCUGAGGAAAAUCAGCGACAUGCUGGAGGUCAUCAUGAAGAGGAUGGACACGCUGUCCAAACUGGGAAACACCACAGACAGCCACAGACUGGAGGAGCUCAGCUCGGCCCUGGACAGGAUUCAGCCUAUAGGGCUUGUGGAGCGCAUCCAAGCCAUAGCCCAGAACAUGUCUGACAUGGCAGUGAGGGUGGAGCAGAUCCUGCAGCGCAAUAUGGCCAGCAACAGAGUGAGGGACGGGACAUUAGGACAAUGUGAGACUCCUAAAGAUCCCCGUUAUCCAAACUGUGUCAGCAAGAUGGAUUGGAUGCGUGCCCGGUGGACCUCGGAUCCGUGUUACGCCUUCUACGGUGUGGACGGCUCCGACUGCUCCUUCCUCAUCUACCUGAGUGAAGUGGAGUGGUUCUGCCCCCCGCUGGCCUGGAGGAACCAGACCGCCACGCCGACCCUGAAGCCUCGGCCCAAGACACAGGCUGUUUUCCGGUCCGACAUCGGGACUCUUCUGGAGCAGCUUGGCACCGGGAAGGAAUCUCUGAGCUUCAUGAAGAGACGCAUGCGCAUGCUGGCGGCGCAGUGGGCUUCUGCCGCACGCCGCCUGGACGACAAGCUUCGCAAUCUCUGGAGGGAGCAGAAAACGAUUCUCGUCCAUGUGGGCUUCCUGACGGAGGAGUCCGGGGACGUCUUCAGUCCCAAAGUGCUGAAGGGGGGUCCGUUGGGCGAGAUGGUGCAAUGGGCCGACAUCCUCACAGUCCUGCACGUGCUGGGGCACAACAUCAAGGUCUCGGUUUCCCUCAAGGAACUUCACGGGUUUUUGGGUGUCCCCCCAGGACGAGGAAGCUGCCCCCUGACAGGACCUCUGCCCUUUGACCUCAUCUACACCGACUAUCACGGCCUGCAGCAAAUGAAGCAGCACCUGGGUCUGUCACUGAGGAAGCAGAAGUGCCGGGUGCGAGUGAUCGACACGUUCGGCACCGAGCCCGCUUACAACCACGAGGAGUACGCCACCCUGCACGGCUUCAGGACCAACUGGGGCUACUGGAACCUCCGCGGCCAGCAGUACAUGACCAUGUUCCCCCACACUCCAGACAACUCUUUUAUGGGUUUUGUGGCCGAGGAGCUGGAUGAGACGGAGCGACCGAACAUCCAGAGGAACAAGGUUAAGAAUAUGGCCGUCGUGUACGGUAAAGAGACCAGCAUGUGGAAGGGAAAGGAGAAGUUCCUGGCUGUUCUGCACCGCUACAUGGAGAUCCAUGGGACGGUCUACUACGAGACACAGCGACCUCCAGAGGUGCCGGCUUUUGUGAAGAACCACGGUCUGCUGCCUCAGCAGGAGCUACAGCAGCUCCUCAGAAAGGCCAAGCUUUUCAUUGGAUUUGGUUUUCCAUACGAAGGUCCCGCCCCCCUGGAGGCCAUCGCCAAUGGCUGCAUCUUCCUGCAGCCCAAGUUUAAUCCCCCCCACAGCUCCCUCAAUCACGACUUCUUCAGAGGGAAGCCCACCUCCAGGAAGGUGUCCUCCCAGCAUCCCUACGCAGAGCAGUACAUCGGCCGGCCGCACGUCAUCACUGUCGACUUCAACAACACCGAAGAGUUUGAUGCAACCAUUCGUGAGAUCAUGAACAGCGAGGUGGAGCCGUUCCUGCCGUACGAGUACACCUGUGAGGGGAUGCUUGAGAGAGUCCAUGCCUACAUUCAGAAGCAGGACUUUUGUUCACCUGAAGCUCUGUUCCCUCCGGGGAACUCGUCGAGCACGUGGCUGGGCGGCCCCCCCAGCCCCUUCACCCUCCUGCCCAACUCCAGCUUCCUGACCUGGGCCUCCAACUCCAGCGCCUACGCAUCCUGGCCCCCCCUCAGCGCGCUGCGGCUUCUGGCUUCGCUGGAGGGCCGGUCGUGUGUUCAGGCGUGUGAGAGCGCAGGGCUGAUCUGUGAACCCGCCUUGUAUCGGUUCAUCAACAUUAAGGAGGCCUUCAGCGCGCUGGAUUUCCAGUGUGAGGCACUGGAGACGGAGAUGAACCACCUCCUCCCGGCCUUCUCAGCGGAGCACGCUGAAUGUGGGCUGCAGCAGGACCCGCUGCUGUUCAGCUGUGCCGGCUCUGGGGCCAAAUACCAGCGCCUGUGCCCCUGCAGGGACUAUCGCGUCGGCCAGGUGGCGCUGUGCAGGGACUGCCUAUGACCAGAGGAGGAGCAUUGGACGGAGACGCCUUUCUAACUCCUGGCGGGACCCAGCUGGCUGUCCCAGGACACUGUCUCUGACCACCAGAGUGUGUGGUUCAAAAGCUGUAAUGAAUCCUGUUCCUUACCUCUGACCUAUGGGACCGGCUGCCAAAGUGGGUGAAGUGGUAUCAACCUCUCAGGGAAACUGCAUGAUUGUACUUUGGUUUGAAGGAGUCACCGCAGAAAGUCAUGGUGGAGUGUGUCCUUCGGUGGAUCGGUUUGAUUAGUGAAAUAAAUCAUGAGCAAUCAAAAGGGAAGCUUUGAUUACGACAAAAAAAAGUUGCCAAUGCUUGAAUAUCACAAAGUGUGUCUGCUCCGUGUCGUGUGAAAACCUGCAGUGUCAUAGUAGAGUUUGGAUAUUUGUACAAGAUGCACCCAAAGCCAUUUACACCGUGCUGAGAUGUACUAUUUUACAUGUGCUGUGAUGAAUAGAUUUGUACAUUACAAAAAGUGUUGUUUAAUAAAACAGAGG
Messenger RNA from Platichthys flesus (European flounder), 3205 nucleotides. RefSeq names its product alpha-1,6-mannosylglycoprotein 6-beta-N-acetylglucosaminyltransferase B (gene mgat5b). NCBI's taxonomy places the organism in Eukaryota, Metazoa, Chordata, Actinopteri, Pleuronectiformes, Pleuronectidae. Gene Ontology annotation, biological process: protein N-linked glycosylation. The record is from RefSeq and is a predicted model, not a curated record. Gene Ontology annotation, cellular component: Golgi apparatus. The coding region runs from base 317 to 2692 and encodes 791 amino acids. The transcript is spliced from 17 exons. Gene Ontology annotation, molecular function: alpha-1,6-mannosylglycoprotein 6-beta-N-acetylglucosaminyltransferase activity.